UUCGAAAAGCAUCUGACGUCGUCCAAAGCACAAACGACACAACAACGACAACUUGCACACAAUCGCAUCAAGAGAGAGAGAAGGGAAAGGGCCAUACGCUAUGAAGCAGGUCUCUGGCAACUCACUCUUCGAUCCACUUCCCAAAAACAAGCGCGAAGGUCCAACAGGCGCAGGAAGCUUGUCGCGCUCCAUCUCAAGUGCGCAUACAACGAGUGGUUCUGGCCUGAUUAAGGGCGCUAGUUAUUCACAUACGGAUUUACUUGCCCUUCAAUCACGCAGCGCAUCACCGAUUCCUUCGCAAAUCAGUGCCAAGUAUGCUACGAAAUCAUCGAAAUUCAAUAAACUCCUACUCGAUGAGGAUGACGAUUGGGCGAGUGAACUGGAUGAUUCGACGCGUGCUGCAGAACGAAGACGACAAAUGCUCAUCAAGUCCAUUGAGCAUCGUCCGAGUUCCUUUGAAGCUGCUAGUUUUGCACCCCUCAAAAAAACACAUUCCUAUCCGCAGUAUCCGUUUGUUCAGGCUGGCGCCACGGGUGGCUUGAGAACGGGUCAUGAAGCCAUUUUGCAAGAUCCAGUGUGCUUACUGGAGUCAACCUACCAUCCAACUUUACCGAGUGAGAGUGAUGGGGAUGCUGUUUUGGUGGGUACAGCAGAAUCAGAGUCCUUACGUGAGGAAAUAGGUCUACGGCUAAGUCGGAUUGCUCGAUUCAGACGCAUCAUGCAGAGUAAGCAUAUUGACUUGCAUGCACUCAAGAAACUAGCGUGGAAUGGUGUUCCUGGCGAAUUACGACCCUGCGUUUGGCAAUUAUUACUUGGAUACCUUCCUGCGCACUCAGAACGCAGAAUUUCGACAUUGGCCCGGAAACGACAAGAGUACCUGGAUGGUGUGGCGGAUGCUUGGCAGCGUGGUGAAGCUGGACUGGAUCAAACGAUCUGGCAUCAAAUCCACAUCGAUGUGCCGCGUACGAAUCCGCUGAUUCGAUUAUAUCAGUUUCCAGCAACACAACGGUCCUUGGAACGGAUACUGUAUCUUUGGGCGAUUCGACAUCCUGCGAGUGGGUAUGUUCAAGGCAUCAAUGAUCUUGUCACUCCCUUCUUUCAGGUCUUUUUGGGUGCGUACAUUGAGGGUGAUCCUGAACAGUGCGAUCCUGGUACGUUAUCUGAGGAGGUUCGGCAUGCGGUUGAGGCAGAUUCCUUCUGGUGCUUAUCCAAGUUGUUGGAUGGGAUUCAAGAUAAUUAUAUCCACACACAACCUGGUAUCCAACGACAAGUCGCGAAUCUACGAGAAUUGACAGGCAGGAUCGAUGCGCAGCUUGUGCAGCAUUUGGACUCCGAGAUGGUGGAGUUUAUUCAAUUCAGCUUUCGAUGGAUGAAUUGCUUGUUGAUGAGGGAGAUGAGUGUUCGUUGUACGACACGGAUGUGGGAUACCUACAUGGCAGAAGGUCCCCUGGGCUUUUCUGACUUUCACCUAUAUGUGUGCACUGCUUUUUUGGUCAAGUGGUCGGCACAAAUCAAGGAACGCGAUUUUCAGGGGAUCAUGAUGUUCAUCCAAGCCUUACCCACGCAAAGCUGGGGGGAUAAGGAGAUUGAGAUGUUGUUGAGUGAGGCAUUCUUGUGGAAGUCGUUGUGGAGUCAUUCACCAGACUUUGCACGCAAGUAGCAAGGUAUAUGUAAUAAUAAUUUUUGAGGGUCAUGAUUAU
This is a messenger RNA of Protomyces lactucae-debilis, 1700 nucleotides long. RefSeq names its product rab-GTPase-TBC domain-containing protein. Gene Ontology annotation, biological process: activation of GTPase activity. The record is from RefSeq and is a predicted model, not a curated record. Gene Ontology annotation, cellular component: Golgi apparatus. NCBI's taxonomy places the organism in Eukaryota, Fungi, Ascomycota, Taphrinomycetes, Taphrinales, Protomycetaceae. The transcript has a single exon. Gene Ontology annotation, molecular function: GTPase activator activity. Bases 101 to 1660 code for a protein of 519 amino acids.